AUGUUCCGUUCACCGCCAGCGACUCGACCGACCAAUAUGAACACGACAUCGAUGAACAACCGAUCUGUGGACCAAAUACUGAUACCGACCAAUUUGGACACCACAUGGCAGAACACUCGAUUCAUGGAACAAAUAUCCACACUGACCGACCAGGUCAACCGAACAAUCGAACAACGACUGAUACCGACCAAUCAGAACAAUCGAACAACCGAAGAACGACCGAUAUCGAUCACACCACCGCUGAUUUUCCGAACCGGAACGACGCCACUUGUUUCACCGACACCGUCUAAUCGAGAAAGAUCGAUUAGUACUUGCUUUGAGGCUAUGCAAGAACAUGCUAGCCUAUCCGCUGAGCGAAGACGCCUAGAAGCCAUUGAACGAGAGAUGGCCCGACAAAUCGAAGCCCUCCGUUCCCAGGAGGAAGCUGUCGCUGCUGCACGGCGCAAGCUGACAGCUCAAACACCGAGUUCGGUAGGAUACGAAUCCGGUUACGAAUGGAUUAACGACUUAGAAUCGAAGCAGAUACGCGAAUUCCUGCUUACACUAAAUGCUAGCGUUUCAGGAACCGAAGAAGCCCGACGUGACCGACUAUAUCGUGCGCUACGAAGAAAGCGACACCCCGACAUAUCCUGGAGCAACGAAGAUCAAAGAACAACCGCCGAUUCAUCGAUCAAUGAUGAACAACGACCGCGAACUGACCAAUAUAUAGAGAACAACGACCAAACAGCAGCGAUUACGACCGUGAACAGUUGUGAACAACGUUCACUGAACAAAUCGAUAAAAGAAGACACUGAUUCGAGCAGUGGUUACGCAUCGGAUGGUUCAACCCGAUCAACGACCCCGACACCGAGUAUAUCCCCGAAAUCGACGCCGACAAUAUCGCCGAUAGCAACACCGAUAUCGUCAAACCCGACACCGAUAAAAGUGCCGAAACCAAUACCAAUAACAUCGCCGAUAACGACACCGACAUCGAGUAUUUCGUCGACACCGAGUAUAUCGCCGAAAUCGACACCGACAAUAUCGCCGAUAUCAACACCGAUAUCGUCAAGUCCGACACCGAUCAAAUUGCCGAAACCGAAAUCAAGUAUAUUGCCGAUACCGACACCGAUGACAUCGCCGAGGACGACACCGAAAUCAGAAAUACUACCGGAAACGACACCGAUUACGACAUUACCGCCGAAAGCGACACCGUUAAAACCGCUGAAAGAGACACCGAUUACACCGCUGAAAUCGACAUCGAAAAUGUCACCGAAAACGACACCGACAUUAAAAUUAUCGCCGACGACGACACCGACAUUGGAAAUACCACCGAAAUCGACACCGAUAAAUUCGCUGAAACCACCACCAACAUCGAAAUCGAUUAUAUCGCCGAAACCGACCCCGAGAAGCCAACGAGCCGAUUUGAGACCAACAAUCGAAUUGAAGCUGCGUGGUAAGUGCUUCAACUGUCGACAAGCAGGUCAUGGCCAUCAUGACUGCCCGAAACCGCGCCGAUCUGGAUAUUGCUGGUCCUGUGGUGCCGAAAACGGCCCAAACCCGACUUGCUGGACUUGCAACCGAUACUGGUCAAGAUCGAGGAAUGACCAGGCCGAACAACGAACGUCGACCAACCGAUUACCGCCGAACAAUAGACCAAACAACGACCGCCGAUCAAUCGACAAACGCCAAACAACGAACCGAACCGAUCAAACGACCAACCGAACAAGUAAAUCAGGUUACGAGGUUCAACCUGACGAUCAAACCGAAAAACGACCACGAAGAACAACCGCCGAUCAACGCGAACAAAUCGACCAAACACCUCGAAACCCCGUGUCAAUGUCUGGGGGGAGGAGUCGUAGUUUUACAAAACAGUAUGUUGACUUUAGAGAAAACGCGUUCAAAGCUUACAACUGA
Messenger RNA from Microplitis mediator, 1893 nucleotides. Its product is annotated as mucin-2-like. Bases 1 to 1893 code for a protein of 630 amino acids. Lineage: Eukaryota; Metazoa; Arthropoda; Insecta; Hymenoptera; Braconidae. Gene Ontology annotation, molecular function: zinc ion binding; nucleic acid binding. The record is from RefSeq and is a predicted model, not a curated record. The transcript has 2 exons.